CUGUCACACACCUGUAUGACCGCGCCCUGGACGCACCUGUGGGGUUGGACGCCGAAGCUGUCCAGGUGUAAUGAGUUAAUGAGGCCACGCCCCCUUUAUGGGCUACAUAAAGCGGGUGUCGGAGGUCGUGAGCAUCACUCCUCAGCGCGCGCUUCAGCUCCAUCACUCUGCACCAGUAGAAGAUCCUCCAGGACAAACAUGAGCAGCGCGUCCUUGAUCAGCUUCUCGUCCUCGCGCCCCGGCGGCUUCUCGUCCUCGUCGCUGUCUCUGAGCGGAGGCGCGCACAGCAAGCGCAUCUCCGGGGUGCGCGCUCCCAGCGUGUACGGCGGCGCGGAUGGCCGGAGCGUCCGCGUGUCCACGUACCAGCAGCAGCAUUAUGGCUCCCACGGCAACCUGCUCGGAUCGUCCUCCUUCUCCCUGGACGGAGUGGCGCUCAGCGAGAAGGUCACCAUGCAGAACCUGAACGACCGACUGGCCGCCUACCUGGAGAAGGUGCGCGCGCUGGAGAAGGCCAACGCGCAGCUCGAGCUGAAGAUCCGCGAGUGGUACGAGAAGCGCGCGCCCGUCACGCACGACUACAGCCACUACUUGGCCAUCAUCAACGACCUGCGCAACAAGAUCAGGAUCGCCAGCAUGGACAACGCCAGGAUCGUCCUGCAGAUCGACAACGCCAAGCUGGCUGCGGAGGACUUCAAGCUCAAGUAUGAGAACGAGCUGGUGCUGCGCCAGUCUGUGGAGGCCGAUAUCUCCGGGCUGCGCCGCGUCCUGGACGAUCUCACCAUGACCCGCUCGGACCUGGAGAUGCAGAUCGAAGGCCUCAAGGAGGAGCUGAUCUACAUGAAGAAGAACCACGAGGAGGAGUUGGCGGCGCUGCGAGCUCAGCUGUCCAGCAGCAGCGUGAACGUAGAGGUGGACGCUGUUCCUCAGCAGGACCUGUCUCUUAUCCUCGGCGAGAUCCGCUCACAGUACGAGGCCAUCGCCGAGAAGAACCGCCGCGAAAUGGAGGCCUGGUACAAGGUCAAGUUUGAUGACCUGAACAAGCAGGUGAAGUUGAGCACCGAGAGCAUCGAAACACACCGCAGUGAGCUCAGCGAGCUCAAGAGAACCCUGCAGGCGCUGCAAAUCGAGCUGCAGUCUCAGAUUAGCCUGAAAGCGUCUCUGGAGGGCACGCUGCACGAAACAGAGAACCGCUACAGUCUCCAGCUCACCCAGCUGCAGGCCGUAAUCAACAAGCUGGAGGUGGAGCUCACGCAGAUGCGCUUGGACAUCGAGAGGCAGGCGAACGACUACAGGAUGCUGCUGGACAUCAAGACCAGACUCGAGCUGGAGAUCGCCGAGUACAGACGCCUGCUGGACGGAGAGGACAUCAAGAAAACCACGGUGACGAAGGUGGUUGAGGUUCACCACCCUCCCCCAAAACCCGAGCCCGUGGUGACCAAGCGUGUGCGCACCGUGGUCGAGGAAGUGGUCGAUGGCAAGGUCGUGUCUCGCACUGAGGACGUGGACGUCGAGGUCCUGAACAAAAAAUAGGACCCCACACACACACACACACACACACACACACACACACACACACACACACACACACACACACACACACAGGCAUCCCGUUUCAAUGCCAUGACAAUGUACCAUGCCAAGAUUAGUAAUAAAAAAAACAAUGUUAAGGCAGUGAAAGAGUGAAAUGUUUCUGUAUGGACCGUUUGAAAAGCAUCAACAUCUGCAUCAACAUCUGUAACUGCAAAAGCUACAAUAAUAAAGAAUACACUUCUAUAA
Molecule: messenger RNA, 1776 nt
Organism: Pangasianodon hypophthalmus (striped catfish)
Lineage: Eukaryota; Metazoa; Chordata; Actinopteri; Siluriformes; Pangasiidae
Gene: krt97
Product: keratin 97
Exons: 8
Coding region: 16-1530 (504 amino acids)
Molecular function (GO): structural molecule activity
Source: RefSeq, a predicted model, not a curated record